AGUAGAGAGACAGCAGCAUCAGUUUGGCGAUAGACAGCGCACUGUGUGAUACAUAUCCCGGGGAGUGGGAGACAGGGCACCAGCUGAUGCCAUGCCGCAGAGCUCUGGGAGGAAGAGCUGACCCUCAUGCCCAGCCAUGGCACCGGCUGUCGGGCUCUGCCAGCUGCUGCUUCUCCUCCUCCUCUCCUCGGCUUCUGGGCUGAGGCUGCUCACCAGCUUCCAGUCCGGGCACCCCACUAACAACUUCGCCCUGGACGGAGCCGGGCAGCGGGUGUACCUGGCGGCGGUGAACCGGCUGUACCAACUGCGGGCAGGAGACCUGAGCCCGGAGCAGGAGGAGGUGACCGGACCGGUGCCGGACUCCCCGCUGUGCCAUGCCCCGCAGAUCCCGGAGUCCUCCUGCGAGUUCCCCCGGGCACCGACCCCUAACUACAACAAGAUCCUGGAGCUGGACGCGGAGCAGGGGCUGCUGCUGACCUGCGGCUCCGUCUACCAGGGGCUGUGCGAGCUCCGCGCCCCGCGGAACAUCUCGCUCCGCGCAGUGCCCUUUCCCCCGCGCAACGUGGUGCCCAGCAUGCUGAACAUUGCGGCCAAUCACCCCAACGCCUCCACCGUGGGGCUGCUGAUCAGGGGCCAACAAGGGGACACCAGGCUCCUGGUAGGGGCCACAUACACCGGCUACGGCAGCCAGUUCUUCUCCUGGAACCAGAGCGUGGCGGACCACCGCUUCGAGAACACCCCGGAGAUCUCCAUCCGGGCCCUGAACGCCAGCCACCCCUCCCGGCUCUUCACUUUCGACAUUAGCCCCUCGGAGGACAACAUCUUCAAGGUGAAGCAGGGCGACAAGAACCGCCACCGCCUGGUCUUCGUGCGGGCCUUCCAGCAGGGCGGCUUCGGCUAUCUGGCCAUGAACAUGGAGCCCGCCCCCGCGGGGAAGGAGAGCCGGCCCAGCAGCGUCCUGGCACGCUUCUGCCUGAGAGCGGAUCCGCGGGGGGAGGUGCGCAAGAUCACAGAGUCCUACAUCCAGCUGGGGCUGCGCUGCCAGGGGCCGGCGGGCACGCUCUACGGGCGCCUGCUGUCUGUCUACGCGGAGCCGGGGCGGAUAUUCGGGGUGUUCGAGGGCCAGCGGGAGGCUGCGCUCUGCGCCUAUGGGCUGCAGGAUGUGGGCAAAGAGAUCCGCGGGGCGCGUAGAGGCUGCUUCGAGAGCCGGGACCGCGGAGAGGUGUCGGUGCUGGACAGUGUGGUGCAGGGGACCGGGCCAAGCUGCGAGCCCAGCAGGGGCAACUCCAAAAACCUAAAGCUGCAGGAAGAGCAAUUGGAUUGUGGGGCCGCUCAUCUCCAGCACCCGCUAGCUAUCAAUCGCCCUCUGUCUGCGACGCCGCUCUUCAAGGCACCGGGUUUGACCUCCGUGGCAGUGUCCAGCGUCAGCGGCUACACGGUGGCGUUUUUGGGCACAACCAGCGGCCGGCUGCACAAGAUUAACCUCGAUGCCACCAUGAACGUUGUGAGCAAACAGUCCAUCCCCGUAGCUCGCGGGCAGCCGGUGCACCACAUCAUGCAGUUUGACCCUGUAGAUCCCACCUACCUCUACGUGAUGACAUCACACCAGCUGUCACUAGUGAAAGUUGCGGAUUGCAGCGCCUUCCGGACCUGCGCAGAGUGCCUGCAAGCUGCUGACGCGUAUUGCGGAUGGUGCACCAUGGAAGACAGGUGUUCUAUGCAGCAGGACUGCCAAAGCUCAGAGGAUUCCAAGUUCUGGACCAGCGCUAGCAUGGGAGUACCGCAGUGCCCGUCUAUGAAGAUUAUGCCGGAUAGGUUUGACUUGGCCUUAGAUACCCAGACAAUCCUUCUGGAAAUCACCGGGAAUCUCCCCAGCCUUAUGCGCAUGAACGCAUCUUGCGAUUACGGCAGUGGGGUGCUCGUGCCAGCUUCUAUUGUGUACGAUGCAGAUGCCUCCCAGCAAUGGGCUCGGUGCUCCUUCCUUCCCAGAGAGAAAUUCCCAGCAUUCCCGGAAAACCAAGAUUACACGGCUACCACCAUGGCAGUGACGGUAGGGGGGACCCGGAUCGCUCAGAAGGACUUUGUCAUAUAUGACUGUGAGAGGACGCAGAGCAUAAACCUCAAAACAUCGUGCACGAGCUGCGUGACCUCGCCGUGGCCCUGUAGCUGGUGUGUAAAGGAGCACGCAUGCAUUUCCAACGCUUCACAAUGCGAAUUUGCUGUCAAGAACAGCACAGAGUGUCCCAGAAUAACCACCACAGACAUGUUACCCACCCCUACAGGAAUCACCAGGGACUUCACCCUGACUCUGGCAAAGGGGAACCUGUCUGAGGACCUGGCCCUGGAAUGUCAUUUUGGGACAGAACAAACCUUCCCGGCUAAAUGGUUAAAUUCCUCAGCUGUCCUAUGCAGCAACGUCCUGCUGCACACGUCUGAGAGCAGACAUACGUUUCCGGUGAAUCUGCAGCUGAUGAACCAUUCAGGACAGUUUCUUGACAAUCCAUACAUGAUGGCCGUUGAAGUAUAUAACUGCGCAGCGGAAACCAAUGACUGCUCUCGCUGCAUCGGGCGGACAUAUUUAAAACACUACUGCACGUGGUCUGACAGCAGCGCCUCCUGCAGGCAGGGCAGUGAAUCCGCCAGUGGAUCUUCUAAGAACAGCUGCCCACCCCCAGAGAUCAGGAAGAUUGAGCCGGUGAAUGGGCCCCUAUUUGGUGGCACGUUACUCACAAUACAAGGACGCAACUUAGGAAGCCGAUACGAAGACGUUGUCAACAAGGUCAAAAUUGGAAACAUCUCAUGUGUCCCAGUCAUGGAGGAAUAUCUGGUGUCUGAUAAGAUUGUGUGUAUGACGGGAGCGGCCCCUAUGGAGGUCAGUGACUGGGUGACAGUGGACGUGAAUGGAGGCGGUCGCUCCAAGGAGAAAUAUACCUAUAUGGAGCCGGAAGUGCUUUCGUUGUUUCCCAGUCUGGGCCCGCGAGCUGGAGGGACAAAGCUCACCAUCUCUGGGAGAAAUCUGGACAUCGGUGGAGACGCUCGUGUCUUCUUCAGUUACAUCCUGGAGUGCCGAGACCUCAUACGCACAGAGAGCAGUAUCCGGUGCACGGUACCAGCUAUCGGAGCCCAUCUCAUUAUCGCCCCGGUCUGUGUCACGUUUGAAGGGAAUUCCUGCCUGAAUGGCAGCCUCACCUUCCAGUACAGGGAGAACCCAGUGAUCGCAAGCAUUGAGCCUAAGAGGAGCCACGCGAGUGGCGGCCGGAUCAUCACCCUGAUCGGAGAAAGAUUUGACCUGGUGCAGGACAUAAAAAUGAAGAUAAAAGAUCAUAAGGGAGAACAGGUGAACUGCACGGUCCACAGCGACGUAAUGAUCACCUGCCCCUCUCCAAGUGCCCCAAAUGCCACCCUGGAGAAAAAAAACUUCAGCUUGGACUUCUCCAUCAAUGGGCUUUCUCUUUCCGAUGACCAUAAGGAUCUUGGCAAUGACACGGAUGAAGAGGAGUCUGCAAACAGCUGGUUCAGCCUGGAGUACCAACCCGACCCCUUGUUCUUCACAGCCAAUAAGGAAAAGCUGAUCAAGCACCACGUUGGGGAACCGUUGACCCUGGUUAUCCAUAAAGAACAUGAUGAUCUUGGCCUGAAGGCUGAUGAGUACCAGGUGAAGGUUGGACGGACCCCCUGCGAGCUGAUCGUCUUCAAUGAUAAAGUCAUUCACUGCAGCAUUAACGAGUCUCUCAGCUCAGAACGCUAUCAGCCUGUCACGAUUCAACUUGGUAACCUGAACCAGACCAUCACCAUGCUGCACUUAGCUGGGAUAGACACCUCCAUCGUCGUGUCUAUAGUCAUCUGCAGUAUCCUGUUACUGCUCUCUGUGGUGGCUCUGUUUGUCUUCUGCACCAAGAGUCGGAGAGCUGAGCGCUACUGGCAGAAAACUCUGGUGCAAAUGGAAGAGAUGGAAUCCCAGAUCCGGGAGGAGAUAAGGAAAGGAUUUGCCGAGCUGCAGACCGAUAUGACUGACCUGACCAAGGAGCUAAACCGCAGCCAGGGAAUCCCAUUCUUGGAGUAUAAGCAUUUUGUGACCCGCACCUUCUUCCCAAAGUGCUCCUCCCUAUACGAAGAACGUUACAUCCUGCCCACCCAGAACUUCAGCUCCCAGCUGGUCAACCAGGUCCCAGAGACGCACCCGCUGCUCUGCGUAGAAUGGAAGGUACCGGAGAGCUCCCGAACAAACAUGGAGGAGGGAAUGGCGACAUUAUCCACCCUGCUCAGCAACCGCCACUUCCUCAUCACUUUUAUCCAUGCGGUAGAGAUGCAGAAAGACUUCGCUGUGCGAGACAGGUGUAACCUGGCCUCUCUCCUCACCGUGGCCCUACACGGAAAGCUGGAGUAUUAUACGAGUAUCAUGAAGGAUCUGCUGGUCGAUCUCAUAGACUCCUCGGCUCCCAAAAACCCUAAGCUGAUGCUCCGCAGGACCGAAUCCGUGGUGGAGAAGAUGCUGACCAACUGGAUGUCUGUCUGCAUGUACAGCUGCCUCAGGGAGACUGUGGGAGAACCAUUCUUCUUGCUUUUGUGCGCCAUAAAGCAGCAAAUCAAUAAGGGCUCCAUCGACGCUAUCACCGGGAAGGCCCGGUACACCCUGAACGAGGAGUGGCUACUGAGGGAAAACAUUGAGGCCAAGCCUAUGAACCUCAACGUCUCCUUCCAAGGCUGUGGCAUGGACUCUCUGACCGUGCGCGUCCUGGAUACGGACACCGUCAGCCAGUGUAAGGAGAAGAUCCUGGAGGCUUUCUGCAAGAACCUGCCCUUCUCACAGUGGCCACAAGUGGACGAUGUGGAUUUAGAAUGGUUCGCAUCCAGUUCCAAGAGCUUUAUCCUGCGAGAUCUGGACAACCUGUCGCUCAUGGAAGACGGAAGGAAGAAGCUGAACACUCUGUCGCACUAUAAGGUGUGUGACGGAGCCUCGCUUGCCAUGAGUCUGAAAGACCAAAGGGAUAACACCCUGGGGCGAGUGAAAGACCUGGACACCGACAAGUAUUUUCACCUGGUUCUUCCAAAUGAUGAUAUACAGGAAAACCGUAAAUCUCACAGACAGAGCCACAGGAAGAAGGUUCUGCCGGAGAUCUAUCUUACUCGCCUGCUCUCUACAAAGGGAACGCUGCAGAAAUUCCUGGAUGACCUGUUCCGAGCGAUUCUCUGCAUCCGCGAGGACCGGCCGCCCCUGGCCAUCAAAUACUUCUUUGACUUCCUUGAAGAGCAGGCAGAGAAGCGAGGGAUCUCUGAUCCGGACACGCUGCACAUCUGGAAGACCAACAGUCUUCCUCUGCGUUUCUGGGUAAACAUCCUGAAGAACCCAGAAUUUGUGUUUGAUAUGGAGAAGUCUGACCACAUGGACGCCUGUCUGUCGGUCAUCGCCCAGGCGUUCAUCGAUGCGUGUUCAAUCUCCGAUAUGCAACUGGGGAAGGAUUCUCCUACUAACAAGCUGCUGUACGCCAAGGAAAUUCCUGAGUAUAGGAAGAUUGUGCAGAAAUAUUACCGGCAGAUCAAAGAGAUGAGUCCGCUGAGCGAGCAGGAGAUGAACGCCCACCUUGCCGAGGAGUCGCGGAAAUACCAGAAUAAAUUUAACACCAACGUGGCGAUGGCUGAAAUUUACAAGUAUGCCAAAAAAUACCGUACACAGAUUGUGACCGCCCUUGAGGCAAACCCCAUCACCAAACGUGGGCAGCUUCAACACAAAUUCGAGCAGGUGAUUGUGCUAAUGGAGGACGAUAUCUACACUUGUAGCAGCGAAGCGUAGGAGGGGACGGCUGGGUCUCCUCUCUUCUGAUCCAGAACCUUGGAAAGCAAAUCUGUGUUGCAGAACUCUUGGAUGAUGAGAGAUUCUGAAAUGUAUUUGUCCACCACCCCCAAAUCUGGUCUGUUCCAGGGUGGCGGGCAUCAAAGAGUGCACUAGGAGUGACGUUGUAGCCUCGGAAUUAUAACAGGGCUGAGGAUACGGAUCCCACUUUCUAGAGGAUAUAGUCCGUUGGACAUUUCAGGAUUAUACCCUUUUGAAUAUUUGCCUUCCUCGUAUGACCGUCAGGCCUCAAUUUGCCGCAGCCUGGCCUGUUCUCAGCUGCGCCACGGAAUAUUUUAGACACGUACUGUUUUCAUUAAUAGAUUUGUAUAUCACAGAUCAGAUUCUGCACUGUAAAUGUGACCUUUCUUAUUAACCAUGUCUGUGGCCGCACGCACAGCCUAGGGGGAACAACCACUUCUGAAGGCUCGGAGCGUCUGCCCGCUGCAGAGCUGACAAUGCGCGGUAGUGCGUCCCGACUGUACACCAUUUGCUGUGAGUGCCUUAUUGACAGAUCUCAGGAUAUGAAAAGGGAGGAGGACGCUUUGGUAAUAUAGGAACCUGUUUUUUCUGCAGGCAUUAAUGACGUGGCGCAUCCCUCAUCCGGAAAUGUGGGGAGCGCAUCCCAACGCACUUGAAUUCAUUCCAGAUAUUAACGAAGAUAGGAAAGCAUUCUUUUACCUGGGAACUAUACCCAUAGGGAGAUGCUGUGUUAGACAGGCGCUACAUGGGCGGUUCUCCCUCUCCCGAGAGUAAUCUCUUUAGAUUCCAUAUUUUAAUCAUAGCGCAAUGCGACUUUAUGUAAUUUCCUUGUGAUAACCUCAUGGCGCCCACGCGGUGGGGAUAGGGGGUGCUUUCCAUUUAACUUUGUAAGCGCACAUCCCCUGCCCUGAUUGAGCUCCUCCUGAACUGUUAAUGGCUCAUCCUAUUAAACUGUACAGGGGAACAUGAAUCAUCUGAGUUUGGUGGUAAGAGGUCAAAGUGCACAUUUGUAGGGAAUCGUUGCUCCACAAUAAGGUUAAAAGUCACUUGCAGAUCAGAGGACGUAGGAGAAAGUGAGAUCAGUGUAUUGUCAUCAGAAUGCGCCUGUGUAGCCCAAUAGUAAAUGACGCCUCAAUAGACGUGUGUUCCUAUGGUCUUGGAAUAUUGAGGCGGGGGCAUAUGACCUGUACCGAAGCAGGUAAACCUACACACAAAGCACAGCAGGUGUUAUAUUAUAGGGCACUUUGUGUUUUCUGUAUAGGAAACGAAGACAAUCAUCAGCAUUCAGGCGGAUGGCGCCCUAACACACGCCCGGCGGUUAGCUGAAGAGGACGGGUGCUGCAUUCCUGCAGAUUCCGCUGGUGAAGGUUACCGCCCAGCGUCAUAAACGGUGCAUUGCUGCCAGAGUGAAGUAUAAAAUGGUUUACGGUCAGUUACGGGGAAAAACGCCAUAUUCCAGCAUGAAGAUUGCUGGAUUAGCCUGGAAAUGGCAGGAAUAAGAAAUCUAUCUCCAGCUGUUGAACUACAAGUUCCAGCAUGCAGGUUGCAAAUCAUUGGUUGCCUCCUGCCAGUGUGACUCCUCUCUGCAAGAUGGCAGAAUGUUCUUACAGUAUGAUUGUGAUGCCUCAGUUUGUGGUAGGUGGGUUCUUUACUGCUGACCACUGCAUCAUCACUAUAUCCGGGCAGUCUGUGUACCAGGAGGACGGUGAUCAGGUAGCUGGCUACGCCAACCGGUUCUCUGCCCGUACCUGCUUCUCUGCCACAUACAGAUGUAAACAUUAUAUAUGAAAAGUGACAGAGCCAAUUACUCAAUUAUGUGAAUAUCUGCUGAGCAGAGACGUUUCGUAAAUAAGAGACAUUAACGUGUACCCUUUUGCAGACCGCUACUUUGUGGGCUGAACCAGUAUCCAGAUACAACCUGUGCCACCUACAGUUGAGGUGGACCUCUCGUGGGUGGAGUUUUAAUGUUUGUGUUAAUUAGUCCUGUCAGUUUAUUAGCAACGGUGAUGUCACUAGUUCAUAUUGUAUCCAUAGGCUGCAUUUGAAUGUUGGUUCAGUUCACAAAAUGGCCGCCUCCACUGAGGAGGCCACAGGUGCACUUUAGUGGGAAAAAUAAACAUACAUUUUGACUUAUAGGAAGCACAAGGUGACCCCAAUUAGGUUCACUGUAGGAUAUGAUUGACUAGGAACCUGCAGUGCAUUAUGGGAGGGUUCCUCGCAUAAGAUGGUAGAAUUAGGAUUGGGCCGCUGGUGUUGAACCUCUUUCCAGCGCUUUUCGGCUAUAUUUACGGCUCCCUCUCUGCUGUGACAGCGCCCUCCAGAGAGAACAGGGAUCAGUCCGAAUUUCAGAUUAGACCAUAAACGCCUCUUCUGGCAGAGGCCCCUGCACCUUAGUAGCAGGUGAUGAUGCACACUGUAUGUAGAUGUAUAUAACGCAGAUCCUGAUAUAAGUAUUAUUGUUCUAUUGUCAGAUUGUUAUUUGUAAUAAAAAUUGAUAUUUAAAGUCUAA
This is a messenger RNA of Pseudophryne corroboree (corroboree frog), 8321 nucleotides long. It is a transcript of the gene PLXND1, whose product is annotated as plexin D1. The transcript is spliced from 36 exons. The record is from RefSeq and is a predicted model, not a curated record. Gene Ontology annotation, molecular function: protein binding; semaphorin receptor activity. Gene Ontology annotation, cellular component: semaphorin receptor complex; plasma membrane. Gene Ontology annotation, biological process: negative regulation of cell adhesion; regulation of cell shape; regulation of cell migration. Bases 137 to 5791 code for a protein of 1884 amino acids. Lineage: Eukaryota; Metazoa; Chordata; Amphibia; Anura; Myobatrachidae.